Molecule: messenger RNA, 5260 nt
Organism: Saccostrea echinata
Lineage: Eukaryota; Metazoa; Mollusca; Bivalvia; Ostreida; Ostreidae
Exons: 5
Coding region: 196-1800 (534 amino acids)
Source: RefSeq, a predicted model, not a curated record
UGACCACCAUUACUGAGCCUUAUAGAGAGAAUUGUCAGACCACUGAAGCACAACUUCUGUUGAAGAAUUGGUGGCAAAUACAAUUUAAUGUGCACAAACCAUCAAUAGCAGCCGAGAUGGAUCAUUUAUUGGCAGCCUCCCCUCCCUCCUCUAUCUGGCAUCAUGGUAUAGAAGUUUACAACAAAAGCAACAGCCAUGUCCUGCCCACUGACAGUGGAGCAAAUCAGCCACUGUAGGCGAGGUUCUGAUAUUGACCUUGAGGCAAUAUUUCAAGGACAAAUAUCUGGCAAAAGACUCCAAGGAGUGAAAAGUAAUCCUAUAUAUCAUGAAAAACAAAAAAGCGCUGAAACAGCUGAAGUGUCAGAAAAUGAUUUUAACAUCACUGUAUACAACAGUUUUCCUUUAAAAAGGCAGAGAAAUGUAGAUUUUGGAGACCCACCUUUCUUACCUUCUGGAGAAGAAAACCCAAACUUCACCGGCUCUGUUGUCAGGGUAACAGUUUCAGGCCAGGAGAAAGAUAUGCAACGAGAAAGUUUGAAAGUGACAAAUGGCGAAGUUGUCGUUGGUGAUAUAAUUUUAGAAACAGAUUAUAGGAACACUUCUCUAAAUGAGGAAGAUGUUAUAUUGGAAUUGGAGAAAAUGGCAAAGGAAGAGAACUUGCACAGCGAUUCUGUCGCCAGUGAUAAUAACAAUGUCUUGAGCUUGGACCAGAAAAAGCAAGCAGCAUUGUUAAAGCAGGAACUGGAUGAAAUAAAGCAAGAAAGUGUCAAGGGUGUGAUUGAAUCUGAGAGAAAUGGAAAACACUUAUGGGGAAAAAAUAAGACUUUAACCAAUGGGAAUGCAACAGUAUUGAAUGGAAGUUUAAAGACAGGAGAGAGAAACUCUGAUUGGCCAAAUAUUGAUGAUUUGGUUGUAUCCAAAGAAACAGAAUUCUGUGAAACAGUGCAAUGUAAAAGUGAGCAUCUUAGCGAGUCUGUUCCCCUUGGGAAAGAGAAUGGAACUUUACCUCAGGAAAAACGGAGUAGUGUUUUAACCAAUGGGAAAACAGACUCAAAUGGACUCCACAAUGGGAAAAUUCCAAAUGGAAACUUAAAACAUGAUGAAGUUGGCCAUCUGGAUGAACAGAAUGAAUCCAAAAAAUCAAAGAAAUCCAAGAAAAACUCAAGCAAGAAAAAAGUUAAAGAAAGGAAGAAUUCUCUGCCAGACCAUAUCUUGAACUCUCUUGCUAUGAAACCUAAAAAGCCUAUCUUAAUUCCUACAUGUUCUGAUGCAAGUUCAAGUGCAUACUCUGAUGCAAAUCACUUAAACUCUUCUAUUACAGAGCAGAAAAGUGUCAAAUUUUCUGAUGACACAGUGUUCAAUGAAAACAAGCCAAAUAAAUAUCGCAAAGAGAAAAAGAAUGGGACAGCCAAUUCUAAUCCAGUGUUUGUGGAUGAUAAUGGAUUUGAAAUCAGUUUGACAGAUGAUGAAAAAGUCCUGCAUUUUUCUAACAGUAGUGACACCAAUAGUCAGCUGAGUGAGCUGAAUAUCCCAGGUUACAUGAAGGAGUAUGUGAUAGGGUCAGGUGAUCUUCCACCUGUCUCAACACGGACAUCAUUAUCUCGAGCCAAACUACAGGGAAUAGAGGACAUUGAAAACAUCACAACUGAUGCCACCUACAAAGAUAUGGAUCGUGAGUUGGCCAAGAAACAUCGCAACAAAGUAAUUCGCCUGGUGCUUGCUUGUUUUGUUUUUCUAGCUGUCAUUGGUGUGGUUGUCCUACUGGUGGUGUACUUUGGUAAACCACAAUCCAAAAGUUGACACAAAACUCCAACUUGUUACUUGUUAUCUUGUUACUGUAAUUGUCAAAAAACCGGAUUUCAUGGGGUAUUAUAUGAUGUAUAUAAAACUGUUAUGUAUUACAUGUACAUGUCUCUUUUUGUAUUUAUAUAUGUGGUUCAUAUCUGUUUUCAUAGUUUAAACAGACUUAGAAAUGCAUGUUUGCAUUUUUUAAAGCUGUGAACCAUGCAAUCAGGUGGAUCAGGACUUAUGAUAUUAUAUUAUUUGUGCAUCAUCUGGUGUGUAGCAAUCCAUUUUUUAUUUAAGUGGUAAAUUUUGAAGUAAAUAAAAUAUCUCUUUGGUAGUAUCAUCAACUAUUGUCAAAGUUUGCAAAUUUAAUUCCUGUAAAUAAAUUGGAAAAAAUAGUGAUUGUUUCAUCUCAAGCAAAGUUCAAAAAGCAGAUACAUGUAUAUACACCGGUAAGAGAGAGAUCAUCCAUAAGAAUGAUAUACUUAAAAUAUAUUCUUGAGAAAUUGCUGCCUUUGAGGGAGUGUUUAUUUCCUUGCAUAUAUGGAACAAAAACAACCCUAAAUAUCUUGAGGAAAACUGGUAAGAAAAAUCACAUUUUUAUGCCCUGCCAUGAAUAUGACCAGUGCAUGUACUGUUUGAGAUGUCCGUCUUCUGUCCUUCCAUCACGUUGCGUUUACCUCAGUUUUAAAGAAACUGUUCAUUGAUGUUUUAAGCAAAAUUCAUACACAGUGGCAUAAUUUUCUGACCUUGACCUUCCCAGUGACCUUGACCUCACUAAUACCCUAUUUUAUGUUUACUUUCAAAGUAACUUUUCAAUAUGGUUUUAUCAAAAUUCUUACACUGAUACAUAUUAGAAAGAGCUAUUCAAAUGUUGCAAAAUUUUCUGCCUUUAACCUUCCCUUUGACCCUUGACCAAACUAUUUGUCAUUUUGCAUAUUUGUUUGAAAUAUUCAAAUUGUUGUUCAAGAUGUUUCAUCAAACUUCAUACAAAGCUACAAAUAAAUAAAAGCUAUUCAACUGUGUCAUAAUUUUCUGACCUCGACUAUGACCUUGACCUCACUAUUCCUUAUUUUGCUUUAUCUUAGUUUCAAAGAAACUGUACAAGAUGUUUUCAUCAGACUUUGUAUACUGUUUGUAUAAGCUUGUCGAAUUUUUUUUAUCUUGACCUUUCUUCUGACCUUGACCUCACAAUUCCUUAUUUUGCAUUUAUUUAAGUUUCAAAGAAACUGCACAAGAUAUUUUCAUCAAACUUUGUAUAUUGUUUACAUAAGUUUGUCAAAAUUUUUUUACCUAGACCUUUCCUACAACCUUGAAUUUUACAUUUUGUUCCUAUUUUGCUCUCAGUUCAUCUUAUUUUAUUCCAUAAAGGAGUACUUCAAAACCACCAUACAUUGAAAAAUCUCUGUAAGAGCAUUUUAACUAUACAUAAUCUUAAGAGAUCAUAUAUAAAUUUAUGGUAAUAACCUUGAAACAAUGAGGAUUUAUUAAGCUGUAAGAUUAUAGAUGGGAUGAAUCAAUCUCAGACCAAAAAAGGAAGGUACAUUUCUCUUUUACUGUUGCAAUACAAAUGUACCUUGGGCAGGGCAUUCAUGUCCUAUAAACAUUUUUCUAGUUUAUUUAUUUUAAGGGCAUCAAUAUGUUAUAGUCUCCCACUUGCAAAAUAUUUUAAAAGACAUCAUUUUGAAUCUUGAUACAUAUUAUCUGGUAUUUUAUGCACACACUUCUAUUUCUUUUAAUUCUUUUUUGUUGAUGUAUAAAGAAUUUCUGUGAUAAUCAAGUCUUUCAGAUUAAGAAGGUACAUAUCAAGCAGAUUGCACUGUUUGGUAAGAUAUUUAUACUGCAAAUUAAAUGUAAAUGGAACUAUCCCUACAAUUAAGAAAAAAAAAUUAAACCCAUUUUGAAUUUUCCUGACUUUUUAAAAAGAAAUAAUUGUGGAAGCAAAAGGAAACCUAUAAAUUUGUGUCUCUCAGUGAUCUCUGGAGACCAGUAUGCAUCAUUAUUUAGCAAAACGAGAGUAAAUUGUGUACUUAUUUGGCUAAAUUGCUUCUAAGAACAAAAUCGGUUAAGGAAUUCAUUUGCAGUAUGAAACUUAUUCUGUGUCUUUUUCCUAAUUAAUGUAUAAUUCAGUGCUGGUGUUUUAGAUGAUUGAUGUAAGGCAUUUAACCACUUUACACAGGAUGCAAUAUUUGUAAAAAGUUUUAUUCUUAAUGAUACUGUUUUGUUGUGUAAUCUUAGGCCUUAACAGAAACCCAGGAUUACCAGCUUUUAAAAAUGGUCACAAGAUACUAAUGAUUGAGAUGCUUAUGAACAAAUACUGAACUUUUCUUUCAUUGGAAAAAUCAACAAAAGAGAUUAUGGGUUUGUAAAAGAUUAAAUGGUGUAAUGCAGUAUAUUUGUUCAUGCAUUGGUAAAAUGUCAUUAAUCCGUCUGCAGCUGUCUGAAAUCAAAGUUAUCAAACUAAAGCCAGCAUAAGACAUAUCUAUUUUUUGUAGCCAUGGCAACUCUAAAACUGAUAUAUAUACAAAUUAUGAGCCACAAUAUACAUGUAGUUUACUUGUAUACCAAGUUUUAUUGAAAAUGGACAAAAACUGAAGGAGUAGCAUUUUAAAAAAUAUUGUUUACUGACAAACAAUAAAACUUUGUGCAAGUUAAGAAAUAAUCCUGUAAAUGCAAGAGUAACAAACAGGUUACAAGUACAGGUGCAAUGUUUCUCUUCCACUGUCAUACAAAGAACAAUAGGUAGAGCUACAGUCUCGUCAGAUACUUAAGGUCAUGUAAACUGUCUAUAUCAGAUCAAGAUGAGACCAAUGAGCAAACAUCAAUCACUUGUAUCUUACUGUUUUCAUUUUACACCAUAGUGUCUUCAUUUAACAAAAAAACUGUUGCACUUCAAUGAAAAAGAUUAUUGAUAUACAAAAGUAAAUUUUCAUGCAUGAAUGAUAUUACUCUGAAUUGCAACCCAUAUUAAUUUACUGCUAUUUUUUUAUACAGGAAAUUUUGAAUUCAGUGAGUUUAAUGUACAUGUAAUAUAUAUGUAACAUAUCUACCAGUAGAUAGAAUCUUGUUUCACUAAGCCAUAUGUGUCUUUUUGGAUAACAAUGUGGAGUUACGUGUGCCCUACACAUCGGAUUCAAAAUAUUGUGCAAAUGUGUUAAUGAUGUCAUGCAUUAUAGUGAGUGUUACUGUAAGAUUUUUUAAAAUAUUCUGCCUCAUAAAUAGGUGCUAAUGCAAUUAUUUUGUUGACUUUGUACAAACUGCAUAAUGUUCAGGUUUUUAUGUCACGUUUUAGAAAAAUGUCAUUAAACAAGGUUUUCUGUCAAUUUGAAACACCUUUGAGAUGUGUAUAAUUGUCUGUAUCUUUAUUAUGUAUACAAUUUUAUUUGACGUGUAAAUCCAAAAGAAGUUUCAUUUAUAAAUUAUAUAUACAUGUUCUUUUUUAACCUGUUCAAUGUUAAAUAAAUUUAAUGAAAAA